Messenger RNA from Ooceraea biroi (clonal raider ant), 615 nucleotides. RefSeq lists its product as uncharacterized. The record is from RefSeq and is a predicted model, not a curated record. NCBI's taxonomy places the organism in Eukaryota, Metazoa, Arthropoda, Insecta, Hymenoptera, Formicidae.
AUGAGCUCACCGCUUUCGCCGAUUCUGGCUGAUAUGGUGCUUGAUGACCUCGAGACUAGUUGCAUCGGGAACUUGGGAUUUGAUGUGAGAAUAUUUCACAGAUACGUUGAUGACAUAUUUACCAUCUUACCAACAAAUAAGAUUCAAUAUGGGCUUGACAAGUUCAAUGCUUAUCAUCCUAGACUGAAAUUCACAUUAGAAUUAGAAUGUAACAACUGUCUUAAUUUUCUCGAUGUAACAGUUAUUCUAGAGGACGAUGUCCUUAUCACCAAUUGGUACAGGAAGCCGACUUUCUCGGGACGAUACAUAAACUUCUUUGGCAACAACCCAUUACAUCAUAAAAUCAAUGUCAUAACUAGUUUAAUUGACAGAGCGAUUUUGCUCUCUGAUAAGAGAUUUCAUGACGCUAACAUCGACUUGGUUAAAUCUAUCCUAAUUAACAACAGCUAUCCUCUUGACUCUAUUGAAAGACACAUAAAAAUGAGACGAAAAAAGAUUGUACAUAGAAGAAAUGACAAUAACAAUCCUGACGAGAGACUUUCGAUUAACAAUAACAAUAACGAACAUAACAAAGGUUUCAUAGCUAUACCUAUGUUGACUGCCACCGUUCAAUGA